GUUAUCGGUGCACCUACGUUUAUAGUAUGUGGACUUUUUAUUAUUGGCGUAUAUAAUAAUAUAUUGCAAGCAUCUGAAUAUCGAAGUCAUCUGUGGAUUAGUAUGUGUAUCAGAAGGUACAAAUGUAAGAUUUCGUUAAGGAUAAUAAUUCUGUAAUUGAAAGGAGCAUCAAUCGCAAUAAGGUCUUGCAAUGGACAGAAGAGUGUUAGUUGUAUUGACAGUAAUAGUUUUAUUACAAAAUGUGCAUACAUGUAAAAAAUCCAUUACAACUGUCAGUGGUAAUUAUGCACCGAAAGAAGUAUGCUCUGGGAAGAUAAUAUUUGAAGAUAAUUUUGAUGAGUUAGAUUUGAAUAAAUGGAACCAUGAGCAGACCCUUGGUGGUGGAGGCAAUUGGGAAUUCCAGUGGUAUACCAACGACAGAAACAACAGUUACGUGAAAGAUGGGGAGCUUCAUAUCAGACCGACCCUUUUGGCUGAUCAAUAUGGUAACGAUUUUCUGUAUAGUGGUACUAUCGAUCUAGGCAAAGAAUGUACAAAUAGUGAGUGGUUUGGAUGUCGUAGAGUUGGAACAAAAACCCAGAUAUUAAACCCCAUAAAGAGUGCUCGACUUCGUACUGCAAACUCGUUUUCGUUCAAAUACGGAAAAGUUGAAAUUCGAGCCAAGAUUCCAGCAGGUGAUUGGUUAUGGCCAGCUAUUUGGUUGCUACCAACCUAUUGGAAAUAUGGAGGCUGGCCGACAUCUGGAGAAAUCGAUAUGAUGGAAAGUAGAGGAAAUCGGCAGCUGAUAUCACAGAGCGGUCGUAAAAUUGGCGUGCAGACUAUUGGAUACACUCUAAAUUGGGGACCAAACCCAGACAACAAUCUAUUCUAUAAAACUCAUUUUGAUUCAACGCUUGAUGUAGGAUACAAUCAAGAAUUUCACAAGUAUCAGUUGGAAUGGACUCCAGAUUACAUUAAAUUCUCAAUUGACGAUAAAGAAGUCGGUACAAUUGUUCCACCUUCAGGAGGAUUUUGGCAGUUAGCAGAUUUAACUUCAACAGGUCUUCAAAACCCAUGGAAAAAUGGUACAAAAAUGGCUCCUUUUGAUCAAGAAUUUCAUCUUCUGAUAAAUGUGGCUGUGGGUGGUCUCAGUUAUUUUCCCGACAACGCUGUCAACACUCCAGGAAAGAAACCUUGGACCAAUACAUCACCAUAUGCUCCAGCUACAUUUUGGAAUGCACGAAAUGAAUGGUUGCCAACUUGGAAAAUGGAAACCGAUGAAUCUCAUUUAAAAAUUGAUUAUGUGAAGGUGUGGGCGCUGUGAAAAAAACAUUUUCUUGGAAUAUUUUGUUUUUAAAUAUUCCACAAAACUUCACUAUAUCGUUAUGGUAGGGGAGCAAAGUACGCUAAAUUUGCAGUCACUCAAACGUUAUGGGAACCAAUUAGGUUGUGAUUAUUAGGUCCUAAAAUCAAAAAAAGUUAAGUAAAAUUUUCGUAAUUUUAGGGGGCGCUUUCCAUUUUUUAAUUUAACUUUCCAUUUCUAACAAUCGUUUUUUCCAAUUAUAGCGCCAUCUAUCCAUAAUUCGAAAAAAUAUCUCGAAUAAAAGUGGCUUAUUUUUACGUAAAGAAUCCAAAUCUGCAAUAAAAAUUUGGGUCCCAUUUAAGAUUUUAAAGUAACCCCCCACCCCACCUCCGUGGGGGGUCGUGUUUAGUACCAUUCGAUAGAUUUUUCAAAAACAUUUUGAAAGUGUAUUUUGCAGUUUUUCGAUCUGAUGUUCAUUUUGCGAAAUAUUCGAUUUUUUUUUAAACUUUUUGAUUCACCCAUUUCCUACCCCGCUCAAAUCGUCAGAUUUCUGAAAUAUACACUCUUUUGCAUGUAGUUAAGUUACCAUGUCUUCGAGUAUUUAUUUACCUGACAAUUUCGAGUAUUUUAAGGAUAGAUUUUUUUUCGGGCCCCCCUUCGAACUUCCCUGUGUUAAGAGCCAACAUAUAUGGUAGAGGUACAUCUGCAGGGUACCAGGUUUCUCCCCAUAUGAUAAUCUGACUCGCUCGAGUAACUGCAAAAAUUCCCGCUUGGGCUCCCCUACCAUAACUAAUAGCUCAUUUUAUUUUAGUUCUAAUUUAAACAUUUUAAUAAGUUAAGUAAAUUUAAAUGUAAGAUUUUUUAUUUUUUUUUAUUUAUAGUUAAUAAUUAAAACAGUUUUGUUGUG
Diabrotica virgifera virgifera (western corn rootworm) is the source of this 2189-nucleotide messenger RNA. RefSeq names its product beta-1,3-glucan-binding protein-like. Gene Ontology annotation, molecular function: hydrolase activity, hydrolyzing O-glycosyl compounds. Bases 191 to 1303 code for a protein of 370 amino acids. The transcript has 6 exons. Gene Ontology annotation, biological process: carbohydrate metabolic process. Lineage: Eukaryota; Metazoa; Arthropoda; Insecta; Coleoptera; Chrysomelidae. The record is from RefSeq and is a predicted model, not a curated record.